AUGGUCGUAGCUUCAUUGUCUCGCUUCCCUUCGGGGAUGUGCCGUAUGAGGUCAACCUUAUAUAGGACCUCUAACAUCACCAGCAUAAGAUCUUCCCUGCCCAAGGGCAGCCAAUCAAACUACAAACAACUUCAAAAGUUUUCCACCUCAUCAUCAUGGCAAAACGAAGUUUUGGACAGGACCCGAAACAUUGGAAUCAUCGCUCACAUCGAUGCCGGCAAGACUACUACUACGGAACGCAUGCUGUUUUAUAGUGGCUUCACACGACGGAUAGGUGAUGUUGACGAAGGCUCAACAGUGACCGACUUCCUCCCUGCUGAGCGUGCACGCGGGAUCACUAUUCAAUCCGCUGCUAUUACCUUCCAUUGGCCUCCGGGGGAAGUCAAUGGAUCAACAGGCCCUCAGUCCGGGGCUCAAAACGAGCCAAUUCGGCGGUCUGCUUACCCACAUACAAUCAAUUUGAUCGACACCCCCGGUCACGCCGAUUUCACCUUUGAAGUCAUGCGGUCUCUGCGUAUUCUCGACGGCGCUGUUUGCAUCCUUGACGGCGUUGCUGGGGUUGAGGCGCAGACCGAAAAAGUCUGGAAUCAGGCCAGCACAUACAAAAUCCCCCGAGUCAUCUUUGUGAAUAAGUUGGACCGAGACGGAGCCGCAUUUGGGCGGACAGUGCGAGAAGUUAGCUCUCGCCUGGGCGUUUAUCCAGCAGUCUGUCAAAUCCCCUGGUUCCUAGGUGGAAACGGUGCAUUUGUCGGUGUGGCAGACGCAGUUCAUCUCCAAGGACUACGGUGGAAGGAAGGAGAAGAUGGUCGUACCGUGAAGAUGGCUGAUCUCCAACAAUUGGAAACCGAGGAACCCGCGUUGGCAAAGGAGCUGCGACGGGCUCGCGUCGCGCUAAUUGAGCUGCUCAGCGAGCAUGACGAAGAAAUUGUUGAAAAAUUCUUUGAAUGUGAAGAGGAUCACCUUGCAGUCUCACCAGCUGAUAUCAUCCAGAGUCUACGUCGCUGCGUGCUAGACCAAAGCAGCCGGAUUAUCCCUCUGUUUGCAGGUGCCAGUUUCCGCAACAUGGGCGUGCAGCCCUUGUUAGAUUCUAUCGUGGACCUUUUACCCAGUCCGCCGGAGGCCCCUGACCCAGAAGUCAGCAUUGGCGGAGUCAAGGGAGGACUUCGUACCCUAUUGUCUGGAGACCUGAUCGUCCAGCAGGACGAAAAGGCGUCCGCUACUUCUAAAGGAAAGCAGCACAAAAAGAAGAGCACAUCGGUGACAAAAUCUACCGAUGCUAUCAGCAAGCUUCAAAGUUGUGCACUGGCAUUCAAAGUGGUCAAUGACGCAAAGAGAGGAGUUCUGGUCUAUGUGCGAGUAUACUCGGGCUCACUAGACCGCAACAGCCUACUCUUCAACACAAAUCUGCACCUAUCUGAGCGCGCGCCACGAUUGCUGAAGAUGUAUGCCAACGAUGCUGUGGAGGUGGACUCGAUUCCAGCUGGUCACAUUGGAGUUGUGGUCGGUCUCAAGCAGACCAGAACCGGAGACACUCUCGUUUCCUACGCAGGAAACAAAGCCACACCCCCGGAACCACUCACUAGUCUCCAGCUUCGGCCAAUUGCCGUACCUCCGCCAGUGUUCUUCACAAGCGUGGAGCCUCACAGCCUUAGCGAAGAGAAGCGCAUGCAGGACUCCCUGGCACUACUUCUUCGUGAAGACCCCAGUCUUCAUGUCAACGUGGACGAAGAGUCGGGACAGACCCUCUUGAGUGGUAUGGGCGAAUUGCAUCUCGAAAUUGCCCGCGAUCGACUCAUAAAUGACCUGAAGGCCAAAGCUACCAUGGGCCGCAUCGAAAUCGGCUACCGGGAGACUGCACUCGGUGCUUCAAGCCCAAUGGCCAUCAUUUUCGACAAAGAGAUUGCCGGCCGCAAAGGCAAGGCAGGCUGUACGGCACUUGCAGAGCAGCUCGACGAGAAUGACGAAGCUCCAUACGACCAGGAUACUCUUCUCGUUGAAACCUACGACGGCAACCAGAUCAUUCUCCGUGCGCCAGGCCUACAGAUCGAACGCUCCUCCCGCGGUGAAGAAGAAAGCAGUCCAUUGCUCCCGCCAGGUAUGGAUCUGGUUCAGUUCCGCACCGCUCUGCAAAAUGGUGCCGUGGCAGCUCUCGCUCGCGGCCCACAGUUCACUUUCCCAAUGCACAAUACUCGCGUCACCCUGACUAUCGAUCCAGCCACUGACCUUUUUGGCAAUGAGACGUCCACCUCGGCAUUGACGUCUGCAGCUCGGCAAGCGACUGUUGCGGCUCUGCGAGACGUCCAGGCUGGAGCUGGCACAACCAUGAUGGAACCAGUGAUGAACGUCAUUAUCAGUGUAGACGAAGCCAGUCUUGGAUCUGUUGUCCACGACAUUUCAUCUUCACGGGGUGGCCACAUCAUCUCUCUUGACGAGGAAGUCCCUAUUUCUGGUACGGAUGCCUCGCCAUCAUCUCAGGCGCUCGAGGAAGAGAUGCUGCCCCCUAUCGAUACAAGCCGUGUCUAUGCUCCCCCGGAUCCAUUCGAGACCCCCUCGGUUGGGGCAGAGAUCCCUGCCUCUGUGGCAAGCCCGAGAACGAUAACGGCCAAGGUACCACUGAAGGAGAUGGUUGGGUAUCUCAAGCAUUUGCGAAGCUUGACGGCUGGUCGGGGCACUUUCGUCAUGAGUGUUGAUCGGUUUGAAAACAUGUCCGGCCAAAGGCAGAAGGCAGUGCUUGCUGAGCUGAGAGGUGGAUUUUAA
Messenger RNA from Penicillium olsonii, 2757 nucleotides. NCBI's taxonomy places the organism in Eukaryota, Fungi, Ascomycota, Eurotiomycetes, Eurotiales, Aspergillaceae. The record is from the annotation of a GenBank genome assembly.